AUGGAAGCUGCUGUAGCAUCUGGGUUGUUGAAGGUUGCAGGCAACAAGCUAAUUUCACUGAUAGGCAGCGAGUUUGCUGCCAUGGCUUGUGUGGACAAAGACCUAUCUGAGCUCCAUGAUAUACAUGGUGAAAUUACAAGCUGGCUGUCAACAGUUCGUGAUGGAUCAAUAGAGCCUAAUGGUGACAAGCAUGGUAUAUUUGACAGGUUACGUGAAAAACCAAAAUCCUUUGUGUUCCGCGGCAAGAUGGCCCAUAGGAUCAAGGAUAUCAAGGCGGAAUAUAAUGAUAUUUUGGGGCAAAGAAGGGAUGCCAAUGCCAUACGCAAUAAUUUACAAGUGGAUCAUCCUAUGCAGAAGAGUAACAAGAUAAUUGGGGAGGCGUCCAUGUUGAGCAACGUUGAAGAGUCAAAAAUAGCUAUCAGGGAUCGGGAGAAGGAUAAAAUUGUAUCUAAGCUUCUAGACUCUAAUGAGGAAGAGAAUUUUUGGAUAGUUUCUAUCGUCGGGCUAGGUGGGUCUGGCAAAACUACUAUGGCAAAACAUAUUUGCCAUGUCUAUGAGAUAAAGGAACUAUUUAAAAAUAGAAUUUUCUGGGUCCAUGUGUCGGAAGAGUUUGAUGUGCAAAAGCUCAUCGGCAAGCUAUAUGAAACUAUCACUGGCAAAAAGCCAGAUUAUCAACCCCAGCAGCAGAUGGUCCUGGAAAUUUCCGAAGAGUUAUCUGGUAAUAAGUUCCUUCUUGUUCUCGACGCUUGGCACACGGAUAGGUAUGAGUGGGGACAAUUCAUGGUGCAUCUACAGGAUCGUUCACCUGGAAGCAGGAUUUUGCUAACUACUCGUGAUCAAAAGGUUGCAGAAGCAGUAGAAUGCAAACAUAUACACGACUUGGUGUUUUUAUCAGAUUCUGACAGUUGGAGCUUGUUCCUAAAGAGUUCUGGGUUGGUGGAGAAUGAUUUGGGAUCAGAUUUUACACAGGUCGGAAAAGAUAUUUUGAAGAGAUGUGGUGGGGUACCACUAGCAAUCAGAACUAUUGCAGGUGUCCUCCGUGAAAAGACGGAGAUAGGCACUUGGAGAGCCAUAAGAGGGAGUGAAUUGUGGAAUGUUGAGAGUAUAACUGACAGAGUGUUUGCAUCCUUAAAAUUGAGUUACAUUCACUUGGCAGAUGAACUAAAGCAGUGCUUUACAUUCUGCUCCAUAUUUCCAAAAGGCUGUUUGAUCAACAAAGACCACUUGGCUGCACAAUGGAUGGCACAUGGAUUCAUCAUGCCAAUGAAGGAAGAGCACCCAGAAGAUAUCGCAAGUGAAUAUUUCGAUUCUCUUGUGAAAGCUGGGUUCUUUCUUCGAGAUACAGAAGAAAGCUUUGAUUUUAUAUCUGUCUACAAGAUGCAUGACCUGAUUCAUGAUCGUGCUCAAUAUUGUGAAAAUAAUAAAGUGGUGACAUCUCUAGCAAGGAAUAUGAUUACAAAUCAAACACACACAUGUAGAUAUUUGUCUUUGACAUCAGAAACUGAGAAGGUUAAGAGGGGCUUACUUGACAAGGUUCGUGCUCUAUAUAUGUCUGAUGGUAACAUAUCAUUUGAUAAACCAGUUAAGAAGAGUUGCUAUGUCCGCAGUGUAGUUUUGGACAGUAAAAACUUGACUCCUUUUCCACCAUUCUUAUUGAAGUUUGAAUAUCUUGGAUAUCUUGAAAUCUGCAAUGUUGAAUGCAAAAAAAUUCCAGAAGCAAUCUCAGGCUGUUGGAACUUGCAGUCACUUCAUUUUAUUAGAUACAAUGGAUUUGUGAUGUUACCUGAGUGUAUUGGCAAGCUUAAGAAGCUAAGAACUCUAGAGCUGGAUAUAGUUGAUGAUCUUGAGGGUUUGCCUCAGUCCAUUGGUGAUUGUCAAGAUCUUCAAUCCUUGAAAAUAGAUUGCUGUGACAACCUUCAAGGCAUACCGGCUUCAAUAGGCAAAAUUGAGAACCUAAGGAUGCUUCAUAUUACAUCGUGUUCAGCUCUGCGAAAACUACCGUCUAAACCCUGUGAGCACAAUCUAACACAAAAAGACUAUGGCAAGUAUUUAUGCCAAACAAUAUGAACUGAACCAACAAGAAUUCAUC
This is a messenger RNA of Oryza brachyantha (malo sina), 2089 nucleotides long. RefSeq names its product putative disease resistance protein RGA1. Bases 1 to 2067 code for a protein of 688 amino acids. NCBI's taxonomy places the organism in Eukaryota, Viridiplantae, Streptophyta, Magnoliopsida, Poales, Poaceae. The transcript is spliced from 3 exons. Gene Ontology annotation, biological process: defense response to other organism. The record is from RefSeq and is a predicted model, not a curated record. Gene Ontology annotation, molecular function: ADP binding.